Messenger RNA from Armigeres subalbatus, 2753 nucleotides. RefSeq lists its product as uncharacterized. The coding region runs from base 205 to 1941 and encodes 578 amino acids. The record is from RefSeq and is a predicted model, not a curated record. The transcript has 3 exons. NCBI's taxonomy places the organism in Eukaryota, Metazoa, Arthropoda, Insecta, Diptera, Culicidae.
UGCUACAAUGGAAUUAAUAUGUUUCGAAAUAACUUGAGGAAAUUGUCACGGCGUGAUCAUUUCGGUUUGUUAUAUGUAGAUUUUCGAUAUACUUAUGGGAUAUUCAUUCAGCGAUGGUUAUAAAAAUGGAAACCAUUCGGAAUGAAGUCUUAGUUUUGUUAAAGGUUCGGGUCGGGAACGAGCUUCCAAUUGCAACGGUCAAAAAUGAUUGGUGAAGUGAUGAUUAUUGUUCUAGUUUCGAUACAAUCGACGCGAAGUGACGUUUUUGCAAGCAAAAGUAUUACCCGUGCAUUGGUGCCUCCUCGGAGGGAUACGGAAUACAAGAAUUUAUAUACCACAACCACACCUCUCCCGGAAGUGAUAAUCAAUCGGCAACCAGUGAGAACAACAACUGUUCCACCACAGGACUUCCCAGGAUACUACUACAACCCUCCCACUAACGCAUAUAUCCCUCCGGAGCAACCGUUUGCUGAUGAACCGCAACCACCACCUCAGAGACCGCUCGCGGAUGAGUAUCCCUCUAUCGAUACUCAAUACCUCCCUCCAGAAGAAGACUCUGAUGUCCCGGAUGAUACUCCAUUCUCGGACCCACCAGUAAACGACUAUUUACCGCCACCUCAACAGCCGCCACAACGUGAUGAAAUUAUUAUUGUGACAACCGAACCAGGAUAUCAGUACAAUCCCCCGAGCUCUGCAAUACCCCCAUUUGCGGACGAGGGUUUCUCUAAUCCAUCGACCGAUACCGGUUAUAACUACGAUCGACCAGCCAAUGCAUACAUUCCACCUUUUGGUAGAGCAUUACGCGAUGAAGUUCCAAACGGUUCUCGCCCUAUAAGGUUGCAGCUAAACGAUUUAACGUGUUUAGACAACAAUGGAGGAUUUUUCAGGUCCUCACUUACAAUACAAAGUGCUAUCGAUAGUGUUCCUCUUGUGGAUGUGACUAGUGAUGUAGAUUUAAGUGGAUGUGAUGUAAGGGUAGCCCAAAACAGAUUACUAGUGGACAUUGAUUCUAACAACUUUGCAAGGUGUGGUGUUCAACAGUGUGGAGUGAAUUCACGAGAACUGUGUUUGCGGUUGAGGUUUCCUCAAAUUGCUGGAAUGCGAACAGCUGCUGAUUCAAUUCUCACCCUACAGUGCAAAAUACAGCAACGUGUCGUAGCCAAAACGCAUUCCGUGAGACUUGGUGUGAACAAUGACGUGCAAGAAAGAAGUGCAUCCGGUACGUUCGCAUACGGCGGGUCCCAGCGGCCCUUUCGGACGCAGCUGGGACUUUUUCGGAGGUCCGAGAACGGAAAUGGUUUCACACGAUCACUCGAACCCGGUGGAUCGGUAGUGCUGGGAGAGGAACUGAUGCUACGAACGCAAGUCCGCAGUGGAGAUGGCUGGAAUUUCACCCGACUGUCCGAUGUUGUUAUGCAACGACAGUCUUCGGCUGGCAGUGUUUUGAACUCGGCAACCAUCGUAACGACUAAUGGUUGUCUGAAUCCUACAAUGCGAGCCAUCAGCUCAGUCGCUCCGGUAGCAGAAUCACCGCUUAGCUAUCGGUUGGCAUUCCGAGCGGCGAUGUUUCAAGGGAUGCGAAGCGGAGACGAAAUGGUCAUGCGAGUGCGGAUAGUUGGCUGUGUUGAACGAAGGGAGUGCACCGUGGAAAAUUGCUCAACCGUUCGCUCUAAAAGAGAUGCCGCUGGCAAUUCGACCGCAAAUGCUCCCGACGAGGACGAACUCCCAUCGGAAGUGGCAUCCAUUUCGUUCCGAAUUAUGCUACCGUCGAACUCGAGCGUUGACCUUCGCACUGGCGCUGAGCCAACUUCGUCGUUUCUCACGCUCUCGUUAGCGGUGGUCAUUUCGGUAGUAAUGCUUGUGGCGCUAAUCGUGCUCAUUACCGUCAUAAAACUGUACCGAACGAAGCCACUGCACUACGAUGAGUACCGAUCGGAUUAAGUGCAAUAAAAGACAUCACCUCGCGAUCGACUCGAUUGCCCCAUGCCACAAGCGAAAGCGAACGUGAACGACUAGCUAGUAGUUGGGUGGUGCACAUUGCAAUAUGUAGCUCUCAGCACAUGCUGUUGAUAGACACUAGGGUGUCACCGAAAGGUGUGAUAAUGAAAAAGUCUUUGUGUUUAACCCUGAUAAUCAUAUAAUAAACAUAUGCACAAUUCAUUUAAAGAACAAAGUGAUUCAUAAAGAAACUGAAACAAUGGUUAUCGUAAAAUUAUCUCAGAAAGACCUCUCUCUUUAUGUUUGAACACCACGACUUUUUUAAUUUUAGGCUAUUGAGCACACCCUAAUCAUUAUCUUUGAAGGGGAUUGCGCGUUUGUACUUUAUACUGGAGACGGGUCAUAAUAGAUGCAAUAAAAUAAAGAGUCAACCCAAUCACUAAACAGUGUUUGCUACUAAACAGAUAGAAAAAAUUGUAUUUAUUCAUGGACUGUGGUUAAUGCAGUCAGUGAUGGGAUAAAUAAGUUAUUAUAUUUAUUACAUGGUGCUGAGGAAAAAUGCAAGUAUGCGCGGAGGCUGUAAAAACUGGUAGCUGAAUGAAACCUCCUGAGAAUUAUAUUACUUCAUCAACGUCGUGUAUUUGGUAUGUAGGCUUAGCGCAGCGUCAGCUGGUGGCGUAAUAAAAAAAUGAACAGGAACGAGAAACGACAACACAAGCUUUUCCACUUUUUGUUGUUAAAUUAAUUGUAUAUUUAUUCCUAACUGUAACAGAGUUCAAUCAGUGCGAAUAAAAUCUAUUGAAGUGAAGCUUUAA